AAAACAUUUAACCAUUGAUGCUGCUUUGUAACGGUUGACUUGAAGCUUGGCUUAAACAAAAGUGCAAAUAGAAACAGUGAAAAGUGUAGAUAAAGUAGAUAAAGUGAAGUAAACAGUGAAAUUACAACAGAGAGAUUUUUGCAUAGUGAAAACUAUAUAUAGAAAAAUAACUGUUAAACAGAAAGAAUUUCAGAGAAUUAUUAUAAAAAAUUUUAUUUUCUAAAAUGAAAACACCACAUUUGUUGCUCACAUUCUUAGUGACGAUAGCUACCGUGGUACUAGUCAAUGCUCAGACAGGUCCAUACCCACAAAGACUUAAUAUACCAGGCGCCUUGCCAGUGCCCGCACGUAACCAAUAUCGUAGCGAAAAAUUAGCAGCAGCCGCUGUGCCAGUACGUGCACGUCGACCAGCUGCCCUGCGUGCACAACAAUCUUUGCCAGCUGUAACGCAACGCAUUGUUGAGGAAGCUAAGCCGGUGACAGAAUCUGAAGAGGAUGAACAACCUGAUGUAUAUUUACCACAACUGCUACGAGAACAACAACUGGCACAAGCUCAACAACAACAAUUUCAACAGACAGCAAAUGCUUUCUUAAGUGACGAUCCAAAUGGUAUACAAGAUUUACCAUUACAACAACGUGAUGAUCCAUUACCCUCAACACGCUUUCCAGAACGUUUACAGCCACAACCACAGCCAACAUCCCCACCAAGUUCACGUCCAGCAUUUGAAGAUUAUGGCAUUGGCGCUAACAUUGGAAAUGCACAACGUUUUGCCAUUGAACGCACACAGCCUAAUCCAGCACCGGCACCACAACAACGUGUGAAAGUCAUACGAACACGUCCUGCACCACCACGUCCACAAUAUGAGCCACAAAUUGUACAGGCACCAGUGCGACCACGACCAAAACCUAUACAGCCACGACCCAUUAUUGACCAAAAUCAAUUGGCGGAUGAACGUGAGGUACAUCAACCACGUCGUCAGCGUCCAGUUGUGCAAAAUAUACGCAAAUGGCGAGAGGAAAACGAAGAUGGCAGCAUUACUUGGGGUUAUGAAAAUGAUGAUGGUUCGUUCAAAGAGGAACUCAUCGGCACUGAUUGUAUAACAAAAGGUACAUAUGGCUACGUCGAUCCCGAUGGUAAUAAACGUGAAUAUCACUAUGAAACCGGCAUUAAAUGCGAUCCCAACAAUCGUGAAGCUGAAGAAGAGUUGGAGAAUGGUUUCAUCAAUUAUGAAGACAACAAAGCAGUAUUACCCAAUGGUAUUGAGAUCGAUAUGAACCAGUUGGGCAAGCGAAAGUCGAAACGGCCGAACGCAAUCUACAGAAACUAGACAGUCAAUAAUAAUAUGUAUAAUUUUUAUUUUAUAUCAAUUUUAAGCGCAAUUUAUGCACAAUUUUAUUUUUGUUGUAUUAUCUAUGUAUUUGGGCAUUGUUGAAAACUGUGCCAAUUACAAAUUAUCGAAUAAAAUUAAAAAUUAAUUUUUUAU
Molecule: messenger RNA, 1484 nt
Organism: Teleopsis dalmanni
Lineage: Eukaryota; Metazoa; Arthropoda; Insecta; Diptera; Diopsidae
Product: translation initiation factor IF-2
Exons: 3
Coding region: 225-1328 (367 amino acids)
Cellular component (GO): chitin-based extracellular matrix
Molecular function (GO): structural constituent of chitin-based larval cuticle
Source: RefSeq, a predicted model, not a curated record